Chaetomium strumarium is the source of this 1744-nucleotide messenger RNA. RefSeq lists its product as uncharacterized. Bases 265 to 1608 code for a protein of 447 amino acids. NCBI's taxonomy places the organism in Eukaryota, Fungi, Ascomycota, Sordariomycetes, Sordariales, Chaetomiaceae. The transcript has a single exon. The record is from RefSeq and is a predicted model, not a curated record.
ACACGGUAAGCAAUCACAAUAAAACAGCUUCGUGCUUCCUUUUUCCACUUGCGUGGAUUUAGUUACUGAUUAAUCAAUAAAUCACAUACAAGGCCUCAUGUGCGUCAUAUAACCAUGAUUGGUCCGCUGCGAAUCCUUCAGGCGUGUGGCCACAAGUCCUCAGACCCGCAACAAAUCCAACAGCUCACGCUCGUUCAAUCAGUCCUCUAAUCAUCUACGACUCCUACCUAAACGGCGAGAGUCCUGGUCUUCGUCUCCGUAAUCAUGGCCACCCUAGGCCCCUCGGCAGAAGACUUCCUCAACGACGCGCGCUUCCACCGCACCUUCACACUUCCUGCGGACCCGUCGCACGGCCGACCCCGCCCCUUCACCAUCAAAUACGCCGACUAUGGAUAUCACAACAACAACCAUAACACAGCCCAUCCGGAGGAGGAGGAGGAGGAGCAGGAGAAGGCGGAGCGCGUCCUGCUCUUCUUCAGCCCGCUGAUGGGCUCCCGCCUGCUGCAUAUCUGCAAGGACGCGCUCGCGCGCCGGCACCGCAUCCGCAUCAUCAACCCGGACCGGCCGGGGAUCGGCGGCACCGACGCCGCGCCCGCGGGGGACAGGCUGGCGCUGUGGCGCGACGCCCUCCCGGCUUUGCUGGCCCACCUGCACAUCCGGCACCUGCACGCCGUGGCCGCCCACUCGGGCGGGACCGUGUACGCGCUGGACUUUGUGCUGCACCACCCGGAGUUCCUCCUCCUGCCGCCGCCGUCAGGUCCAGGCCCAGGCAUAGGCCCUUCUCAACAAAGGCUCGCGACGACGGUACUGGCCCUCGGCGCGCCCUGGAUCCUCCCCGCCCACUCGGGCUCCCUCCCGCUCUCCCUCGCUCAGAACCUGCUCCCCGCCGCGGCCGUCCGCCAGGCCGACAAGCUCGCCGCGUUUGUCAACAACCACCUCGGCCCGGCCGUGGGCUCGUCCAUUGGCUUUGCGGCGCGCCUGAUGCCGAAUCGGCGGCAGCAGCAGCCUCAGCAGUGCCAGGAGCAAGGGCAGGACGGUGCCAAUUUGGAUGAUGAGAGGGCACUCGGGGGACGACGGCCUGAGCAACGAGGUGUUGUUGUUGACGACGGCGUGCGGUUCGAAGAGAAGAUUGUCUGGCCGGCGCUGAUGCGGCGGGUGUACGACGAGGGCGUGGCCGGGCUGGGCGAGGACGCCGUGCUCUUUCUGCAGAAGGCGCAGGGGGCUAGGGCUGGGACUGGGGCUGGGGAUGGGACUGGGGCGGGACCGCCAGGAGGGUGGGGGGACUGGGGUGACUAUGACACUUUGGUGGUUAGGUUGCGGGAGGUCAUCAGGCGAGAGGGGAGGCGGCUGCGGGUGAGGGUGUACUAUGCUGAGAAGGACGUGGUGGUGCGGGACGGAGGGACCGAGUCGGACGGGGCCAGGUGGUUUGAUAAGUGCUGGACGGAGGGGGCUGGAAGCGGGGAUGCGGAGAGGGAUGUGAUUGACUACCGAAGUAGGACUGUGGACGGAGCGGACCACGACCAUGUGUGGGAUCUGCGUUGGGGCGUGGUGCAGGAGGUGUUUGCCGACGUGGGUCAGGUGGCCGAGGAGGGCUCGGGUUCCGGAUAGCCUUGGGAAGAGCGGAAAAACAAGUGAGCGAUUCGACGAUAUUUCUCGAGCGAGUUAGGUUGAUAAAAGUCCUAGCUUCCUAAGAAUCACUCUAUUCUCUUGGAUCAGUUGGUUUCCCCUGUCAAGCUUUGAGGAA